UUAGAGAGGGGCGUAAUUCGGGGCUCAGCGAGGGAAACUUGAGCCGUGCGCCCCGCCUUCGGAAUUUGGCGCCCGAAAGUUUGGGAUUAGGGGCUUGGAGGCUGGCACCACGCCGUAGCCAGGUGUGCAGGACUCGACCAGAUGGCAUCGGCCAGCUCCUUCGCUCUCCCGCGCUGGGCCGGCCGAGCUGCGCGGUGCCCUCCGUGACGCAGAGGGCGCUGCAGCCGUGCUGAGCUGGGCUCAGCUACGACCCCGCUGACCCUGCGCCCGCCACCCCGCGCGCCGGUCCGCCAUGGCUGCCGCAUUCGUGCUUCACCGUUUGUACCGAGCGCAACCUGCAUUGCGCUGUUCGCCCGCCGAGCUGCUGUGGGCCCCACGGCGUGGGCAUCGGCUCACACCGGCGGAUGACGAGCUGUAUCAACGGACGCGCAUCUCUCUGCUGCAGCGCGAGUCCCCGCACGCCAUGUACAUCGACAGCUACAACAGCCGCGGCUUCACGGUCAACGGAAAUCGCGUCUUCGGGCCCUGCGCGCUGCUCCCGCACUCCGUGGUGCAGUGGAACGUAGGAUCCCACCAGGACAUCACCGAAGAAAGCUUCUCUCUCUUCUGGAUGCUGGAGCCCCGAAUAGAGAUUGUCGUGGUGGGCACUGGAGACCGGACUGAGCGGCUGCAGGCUCAAGUGCUGCGAGCCAUGAGGCAACGAGGCAUCGCUGUGGAAGUGCAGGACACGCCCAAUGCCUGUGCCACAUUCAACUUCCUCUGUCAUGAAGGCCGAGUGACAGGAGCUGCUCUCAUCCCACCUGGAGGGACAGUACUCACAUCUCUGGCCCAAGCUGCAGGAUGAACCACCAGGAACUAACCUGUCCAGGAGGGCCUUGGCACCCUUUGCAGAGUGCAGGGGUUCCCCCCACUUUCACCAGCCCCUCCUCUUUGGCACUGUAACACUUGCCUUGCUUGCUAGCAUAUUAAUAAUUUAAUCUCGCUCUCC
Molecule: messenger RNA, 988 nt
Organism: Equus caballus (horse)
Lineage: Eukaryota; Metazoa; Chordata; Mammalia; Perissodactyla; Equidae
Gene: NDUFAF3
Product: NADH:ubiquinone oxidoreductase complex assembly factor 3
Biological process (GO): mitochondrial respiratory chain complex I assembly
Cellular component (GO): mitochondrial inner membrane
Source: RefSeq, a predicted model, not a curated record